Molecule: messenger RNA, 1621 nt
Organism: Vicugna pacos (alpaca)
Lineage: Eukaryota; Metazoa; Chordata; Mammalia; Artiodactyla; Camelidae
Gene: AQP4
Product: aquaporin 4
Biological process (GO): transmembrane transport; water transport
Cellular component (GO): basolateral plasma membrane; plasma membrane
Molecular function (GO): water channel activity
Source: RefSeq, a predicted model, not a curated record
CACAUGGUGCAGAAUCUUUCCACCCCUAGACUCCAAAAACCCAAUCAGACAAGCGGCCGUAAUCUGACUCCCAGCUCACUGGGAGCCGCGGGGCUGGCAAUGAGGGCGGCACUCUGGCCAGGAGAGGCAUGAGUGACAGACCCGCAGCGAGGCGGUGGGGUAAGUGUGGACCUCUGUGUAGAAGAGAGAGUAUCAUGGUGGCCUUCAAAGGGGUCUGGACUCAAGCUUUCUGGAAGGCAGUCACCGCGGAAUUUCUGGCUAUGCUCAUUUUUGUCCUCCUCGGCCUGGGAUCCACCAUCAACUGGGGUGGAGCAGAAAAGCCCUUACCCGUCGACAUGGUUCUCAUCUCCCUUUGCUUUGGACUCAGCAUCGCCACUAUGGUCCAGUGCUUUGGCCACAUCAGUGGGGGCCACAUCAACCCAGCUGUGACGGUGGCCAUGGUGUGCACCAGGAAGAUUAGCAUCGCCAAGUCUGUCUUCUACAUCGCAGCCCAGUGCCUGGGCGCCAUCAUUGGAGCCGGGAUCCUCUACCUGGUCACGCCUCCCAGCGUGGUGGGGGGUUUGGGGGUCACCACGGUUCAUGGAAAUCUUAGCGCUGGUCACGGUCUCCUGGUGGAGUUGAUAAUCACCUUUCAGUUGGUGUUUACAAUUUUUGCCAGCUGCGAUUCCAAACGGACCGAUGUCACGGGGUCGAUAGCUUUAGCAAUUGGAAUUUCUGUUGCAAUUGGACAUUUAUUUGCAAUCAAUUACACUGGGGCCAGCAUGAACCCUGCCCGAUCCUUUGGACCUGCAGUUAUCAUGGGAAACUGGGAAAACCACUGGAUAUAUUGGGUUGGACCAAUAAUAGGAGCUGUCCUCGCGGGUGGCCUUUAUGAGUAUGUCUUCUGUCCAGAUGUUGAACUCAAACGUCGUUUUAAAGAAGCCUUCAGCAAAGCUGCCCAGCAAACAAAAGGGAGCUACAUGGAGGUGGAGGACAACAGGAGUCAGGUAGAGACCGACGACCUGAUUCUGCAAACCCGGAGUGGUGCACGUGAUCGACAUUGAUCGGGGUGAGGAGAAGAAGGGGAAAGAGCCAUCUGGAGAGGUGUUAUCUUCAGUAUGACUAGAGGACAGCACUGAAAGCAGACAAGAACCCUUAGAACUGUCCUCAGAUUUCCUUCCACCCAUUAAGGAAACAGAUCUGUUAUAAACUAGACAUGUACAGGUUUGUCGUUUCAUGUCAUAUUACUUAAUCUAGACAGUGCAUAUUUCGUUAUUUACCAAGGAGGAAUGGAAGAAACCUAUCAUGAAUUUCAAAUCUAAAAAAAAAAAAAUCUUUUGAAAAAUAUCCCCAAAGCAAAUGUCUAUCUAGCUUAUCUAUCUGCCAUUCAUUCACAGUCAAUUUAAAAUGUGUACCACGAUUUUGUUAAGCCUUGCCUGACAAAGCUUACAGACAUACCUAUCAACUUAUUCCUUCGCCACCAUGAAAUUGGUAUUGUCAAUCCUCACCUGAGUAUUUCUUCUGUUAAAUCAAGUUUAUCAGUGGCAAAAUGUAGUGUGUCAAAGAGUUAUGCACAUUCAAGAGAGAAAAUAGAACAAACUCUUUUGCAGACAAUCCCUGUUUAUAAACUACCUCGGCAAAA